AUGCGUGAAGUUGACUACCCACUAGACUACGAUGAACAAGCAAGUGAUGUCAUUAGAGUCCGCCAGAUUCUCCCGGUGAAGACAAUGUAUCCCCCGAAAUUGUCGUUGCUAAUGGUUCGUGUGUCGAUUGAUCGACUCAGUUAUAUUGAAGGUAUUCGACGGACGUGGUGUGAUGUUGAGUUACAACGGGUGUAUCACAUGAAGUGUCUCUUUUACUUUGUAGAGGAGACUGUAGAAGAAGAAAGGAAACGGGAGAGUUUACUUCGCAUGAAUGAGACGUAUGGAGACAUAAGUUUUAUACAUCUACCUGGCUUCAAAGAAGGGUGGGAUACUAUCUAUCACAAAAACAUUAAAAUGUUUGAAGAUGGUGUUACUCGAUAUCCAGACUAUAAAUUCUAUGCUGUUAUAGACGACGAAGACUAUAUUAAUAUCGAAGUCCUUGCUAACUAUUUAACUCCAUUAAUCCCACAGAAUGUCGUCUUUGGAAAAGUCCUUAGACACCCUCCUCAUAAAGAUCCAUCAGAUCGAUACUUCGACAAAUUGGCUUUUCAUUCACUGUAUUACCCCUUUGUAAGUGGGGUGAUCGAACUCUACUCAAGUGAUAUCGCACAUUUCAUUGGAAAUGAGUAUAACUAUCACCACCAACCACCUUCCUCUUUGGACGACACCGCAUUAGGGUUUUUAAUAUAUAAAUACUACAGACUAACAGGACAGAAAGUCCACAUCCAUCAUCCAGACUGUUUCGACAAUUUCAUCAUUCACAGAAAGAAGCCGAGGUUCAUGCAAGACUACGCGAGAGACCUUUUCAAGGGAUACUUCAGAGAUAUUGGCAACAUGAAGUGA
Messenger RNA from Entamoeba invadens IP1, 843 nucleotides. Its product is annotated as beta-1,3-N-acetylglucosaminyltransferase, putative. The record is from RefSeq and is a predicted model, not a curated record. NCBI's taxonomy places the organism in Eukaryota, Evosea, Mastigamoebida, Endamoebidae. The transcript has a single exon. Bases 1 to 843 code for a protein of 280 amino acids. Gene Ontology annotation, cellular component: membrane. Gene Ontology annotation, molecular function: hexosyltransferase activity.